AUGAUAGUUCCUUCGGAAGCUUGUGCAAGAGCAAGAGGAACAAGGCAUGUUAGAGCUCCUACACCAACAACUAGUAGUACAAUUUUGCUGUUGUGGGUCAUCUUAAUUUUCACUCAAAUAAGUUUUUGUUUGGCUGCUCAUGAAGAAUCUGGUAAGUUCAAUAGGUCUCCGCCGAGGAAAGAUCGUUUUUCUCAGACACCAUUGUUUCAUGCACCUUCAACUUCUUCAAGUAGUAGUAGUAGUACUACUCCAGGUCAAGCUGGUGCGGCCACCAUUAAUGGAGAUUCGGACACAGUAUAUGGGGACGAGAAGAGAAUAAUUCAUACGGGUCCAAAUCCUCUUCACAACUAG
Molecule: messenger RNA, 351 nt
Organism: Quercus lobata
Lineage: Eukaryota; Viridiplantae; Streptophyta; Magnoliopsida; Fagales; Fagaceae
Gene: CLE16
Product: CLAVATA3/ESR-RELATED 16
Exons: 1
Coding region: 1-351 (116 amino acids)
Biological process (GO): system development
Source: RefSeq, a predicted model, not a curated record